AUGGCACCACCAAUCCAAGACUACAACUGCUGCUCCAGCUCCUCCUCCCCCUCCAUGUCCUCCUCCCCAGACACCCCAAUCACCCCAACAACGCCAACAAUCCGCCCGGCCUCGAAGCUCUUCAGAAUAGACAUGCACACCCACAUCAUGCCCCCAUCCCUCCCAGACCUCUCCUCCCUCACCCCACCAUCAGACAGUACCUACCAAUGGCCCUCCUUCCGCCCCGUCUCCUCCCCCGACGCCAAGCCCGGGGAGAUCGACAUGUUUGUCGGCCCAAACUUCUUCCGCCGCGUCCAAGCAAACUGCUACGACCCCGCCGUCCGCAUCAAGGAGAUGGACGCCGUAGGCGUAGACGUCCAAGUCCUCUCCACCGUCCCAGUUCUCUUCUGCUACGACGCCCCGCUAGAGCCAGCGGUUGUUCUGGCCAGGGCGUUGAAUGAUCACAUCGCGGAGAUAUGCCGGCGGUACCCUGAACGGUUCGCCGGGUUGGGGACUGUGCCAUUGCAGGAUACCACCUCCGCAGUGGAAGAGCUGAGACGGAUAAAAGGAAUGAAGGGGAUGAAGGGGAUCCAAAUCGGGACUUCGAUCACGGAGAACAUGAUGCUAGAUGAUGAGCGGCUAGAGGAGUUCUGGAAGGAGUGCGAGGAGUUGGAUGUGCCUGUUUUUGUGCACCCUUUGGGGUAUUCCCUGCCGAGGGAGAAUAAGGCCCGGUGGGGGAAAUACUGGGGGAGUUGGCUUGUUGGUAUGCCUUCUGAGACGGCGUUGGCCAUGUUGGCGGUUACGUGCUCGGGGUUGUUGGGGCGGUAUCCGAGGUUGAGGGUUUGCUUUGCUCAUGCGGGUGGGGCUUUUCCUGCUUUGAUGGGGAGGGUGCAGAAGGGGUAUGGUUGUAGGUCGGACUUGGUUGCUAUGGACUCGCCGGGGGUUUCACCGAAGGAUUAUUUUAGGGGGAAAGGAGGUGAGGAGGAGGGAGGGGUAUAUCUUGAUUCUUUGACGCAUGAUCCUGAUUUGUUGGGGUUUAUACUUGCAAAGUUGGGGCCAGGUGGGAAGGGGAGGGUUUUACUUGGGAGUGACUACCCUUUUCCGCUGGGUGAGGUGCCCAUGGCAGGAAAGAUGAUUGUUGAGGAUGAGAGUGUGGAUCAGUUCUUGAAGUGGGAGGAGAAGGCGUGGAUUCUGGGGAGAAAUGCCAUCAGGUUUUUGAAGUUGGGGAAGGAGUUUGAGAGCAGAUUCAACAGCAGGUUGCAAGAAGCUGCUGACGAGAGUUGGAAUAAGUGGAACAGUACUGUAUCGGGAGGGCUGCCUGUCAGGCCAAAGGAGAUUGCGCACAGUGGAGGGAGAGAUGGCAGACCGGUGAUGAUUCGUGAUCAGGACUGGGAGGUGUCGUCUUUUAGUAGUGAAAGUCUGUAG
This is a messenger RNA of Podospora anserina S mat+, 1404 nucleotides long. RefSeq lists its product as uncharacterized. The transcript has a single exon. Gene Ontology annotation, molecular function: hydrolase activity; carboxy-lyase activity. The record is from RefSeq and is a predicted model, not a curated record. Gene Ontology annotation, biological process: secondary metabolic process. Bases 1 to 1404 code for a protein of 467 amino acids. Gene Ontology annotation, cellular component: cytosol; cytoplasm. Lineage: Eukaryota; Fungi; Ascomycota; Sordariomycetes; Sordariales; Podosporaceae.